UUUUGAAUAGAUAGUUUAAGCAAGGAUGAGUUUAGUGUUUGAUGAGAAUGGAAGGCCAUUUGUGAUCCUUAGAGAUCAAGAUAAGAAGCAGAGAGUAAAGGGACUUGAAGCUCAUAAGGCGAAUAUUAUCGCAGCAAGGACGGUCGCAAAUCUUUUGAAGACCUCCCUUGGACCAAAGGGAAUGGACAAAAUGUUAGUCUCUCCUGAUGGCGAUGUUGUUGUUUCCAAUGACGGAGCAACUAUCAUGGAGCAAAUGGAGGUGGAGCACCAGACUGCCAAGCUCUUGGUGGAGCUAUCGAAGUCUCAGGACAAUGAGAUCGGAGAUGGAACGACCGGAGUCGUCGUUCUUGCUGGAGCCUUGUUGGAGCAGGCACAAGCUUUGCUUGAUAAAGGUAUCCACCCUCUGAAGAUAGCAGACGGAUUUGAAAAAGCAUGUGAAAUGGCAGUAGACAGAGUUGAGAAUAUCGCAACUGAGUUAGAUAUUGAGGCUCAUGAGCAUGAAGAAUUAAUUAAAUGCGCCAUGACAGCUCUUGGAUCUAAAGUAGUUAGCAAGCAAAAGAGGAAAUUGGCUGAAAUCGCUGUGAAUGCUGUACUCAGUGUUGCUGAUAUGGAAAGAAGAGAUGUCAAUUUGGAUCUCAUCAAGCUUGUUGGAAAGACUGGAGGAAGUUUAGAAGACACUUCAUUCAUCGAUGGUAUUGUUAUUGAUAAAGAAUUCUCCCACCCACAAAUGGAGAAGGAAGUGAAGGAUGCCAAAAUCUGUAUCUUGACUUGCCCAUUCGAACCACCAAAGCUCAAGACUAAGCACAAUCUUGAGAUCAAGAAUAAGGAUGAUUAUGAAAAACUCUAUGAGAUUGAGCAGAAGUACUUCACUGAUAUGGUCAAAAGCGUAAAAGAUAGCGGAGCCAAUUUGGUUCUCUGUCAAUGGGGAUUUGAUGAUGAAGCUAAUCAUCUUUUGAUGCACAACAAACUUCCAUCAGUCAGAUGGGUUGGAGGAGUCGAGAUCGAACUCAUUGCUAUCGCAACUGGAGGAAGAAUCAUCCCAAGGUUCCAAGAGAUCACCCCAGAGAAGCUUGGAAAUGCUGGACAUGUCAAGGAGGUUAACUUUGGAACCACUAACGAAAAGAUGAUUGUAAUUGAAGAGUGCUCUAACUCUAAGGCUGUUACCAUCUUGACCAGAGGUGGAAACAAGAUGAUUGUCGCUGAGGCUUUGAGAUGUCUCCAUGAUGCCAUCUGAGUAGUCAGGAAUAUGAUCAAAAAUCACAAAAUCGUUCCAGGAGGUGGUGCUUCUGAGCUCUCAGCCUCUAUUUAUAUCCAAGAGGAAGCAGACAAAAUUGAGACUAUUGAACAGUAUUCCGUCAGAGGUUUUGCUGAAGCUUUGGAGGAGAUCCCAUUAGCUUUAGCUACCAACAGUGGAUAUGAUGCAAUGCAAUAUGUGAGUGACCUUAAGGAACAACAGGUCAAAUCUGGAAAUCCAUACUAUGGAGUUGAUGCCAUGAACACAGGAAACAACCAGAUGAUUGAGGAAGGAAUUUACGAAAGCGUAAUGUCUAAGAAGCAGCAACUUCAAUUAUCAACACAGGUCGUUAAAAUGAUCCUGAAGAUCGAUGAUGUUAUUGCUCCUUCUGAGUAUGCAUAA
Moneuplotes crassus is the source of this 1636-nucleotide messenger RNA. Lineage: Eukaryota; Ciliophora; Spirotrichea; Euplotida; Euplotidae. The record is from the annotation of a GenBank genome assembly.